AUGGAAGCAGCACAGCAUGCGCUCGAAAGUGCAAAGGCAGUGGCGUUCCCUUUGAGCCUCUGCAUGUUUGCGCUCUACCCCGUGGCGCUCUUCAUCUGGACCGUGUUCGAGGGUCGAUCUGCUGCGCGAUUACAGACCAAGGCCAGCGUAGUCGACCUCUCACAGGACGCAGGUGUCGGCAAGGAGGAGGUGACUAAGAAGGCCUACCGGGACGGGAGGCAGAGAACGAAGGCGCGCAGCGCCGUCUUCGGCCGCGUGCUCGCGCUCGCCCUUGCGUGCCUCGCCGCGGCCGUGUCCGUGGGCGCCCUCGGCGCCUUCGUGUGCGGCCCCCCCGGCCAGGGCCACGGGCGAGUGGGCCGCACUGGGAGGCGUCAGAGCAUGCCCGCUGCGCCGACGGCGGAUGUCUCGCUGUGGCACGACGUUGACCUGCACGUGAAGUCGUGGCUCGACGAGGACACUGGGCUCUUCCGCUACGUGAACGAGAUCCCCCUUGGCACGUUGGACAAGCACGAGGUGCAGCCAGGGGAGCCCUACAACAGGAUCGUGGAGGACCCCGUGGGCUCCGCGCGGCUCAAGGCCUUCGGGCAGCCGGUGCCGUUCAACUACGGCUGCUUCCCGCAGACCUACCGCGACCCAGACGAGAUCGACGAGCUCCACGGGGCCCCCGGGGACGACGACCCGCUCGACGUACUCGACGUGAGCGGCCACUCGGUGGGCGUCGGGGACAUCGUCGAGUGCCGCAUCCUGGGAGCCGUGUGCCUCGUGGACGAGGGCGAGGCCGACUGGAAGGUGUUCGUCGUCAACACCAGGGCGGGGCCCCUCGCCCACGCGAGGUCCGUCGAGGACGUCGAGGCAGUGGUGCCCGGGCGCAUCCAGGAGAUGCUCGGGUGGAUGGAGGACUCCGAGACUUCAAGCACAGCACGGGCAAGGACACCGCCACGCUGCACAUGA
Messenger RNA from Prorocentrum cordatum, 951 nucleotides. NCBI's taxonomy places the organism in Eukaryota, Dinophyceae, Prorocentrales, Prorocentraceae. The record is from the annotation of a GenBank genome assembly.